Molecule: messenger RNA, 2892 nt
Organism: Dermacentor silvarum
Lineage: Eukaryota; Metazoa; Arthropoda; Arachnida; Ixodida; Ixodidae
Exons: 4
Coding region: 170-916 (248 amino acids)
Source: RefSeq, a predicted model, not a curated record
CUUCCUGCAGCGCCCGGGUGCUUCCUAGAAGGCGCGACACGGGCACUCCGAUCCAGGUCUCCUAUAUAUAUACUCUCCGGCGGAGAGGUUAAUCGGUUGCGCGCAGGAUUAUAUUCUCCUCGGAGUCGCUCGGACGGUGGACCGUGCACGCGGAAGACGUUUCUUCACAAUGUCGACGAAUACACGGUUGGCCGCGUUGUUCGUGGUGGCAGCCCUGCUAUGCGCCAGGACGUCGGGUCAGGGCAAUUCGUAUUCGGUCAGCAGCUUCCACCACGAGAGCUUCGGCCCCGACGGCGUGGUGACGGGCCGCUCGGGCUACAAGGACUCGUCCGGCAAGAGCCGCUUCACGCAAUACCAGGUGGGCAAGGACGGCAGGCGUAAGUUCAUCCGCGACGACCCCGAGGGCGACAUCGAGUCCAGGAGCCUGCUGCCGGACCCGUCCAAGAUCGGCUUCAACUUCCCCGGAGGAUUCCCCGGCUUCGGAGACCCGCAUGUCAACUUUUUCAAGGCUCUGGGCUUCCCGAAGGGCACCUUCUUCCCCACUUUCCCCCAGGACCUGCUGCCUCGCGACCUCCUGCCAUCCUCUGGAGACAGCGGAUCCGGAGGCUUCGGUCAAGGAGUGCAAGGUCGCAAGGGCACCGGGAACAACUUCCCAACCACGUCGACAACCGACUUCUUCAGUGGGUCUCUACUACCACCACUCAUCGACACGCAAUACUUUUUCCCGCCCGACCUGCUUCCGCGAGAGCUGCAGACAACACCGUCAACUGCAGCCGGCGAGGACAAGCCAGCUCGUCCCGCUCCGGGUGCUGCUGUGGCACCUGGCCUCGUGCAGACGCCACCGCCUCAGGGCAAGCGGAUCCCUCCGCCACCAGUGCCUAGGCAACAGGCAAAUGAACGUUACAGUCUGCAGUGACAAAGGGCAAAACAAGUUGCAGCAUGUCGAUGCCUCCUCCUCUCAGGCGGGAAGCUGGCUGGGUGUCGCCACUCUGAAUUUCACAAAUGUAAGCCAGGUACUCUUAGAACCACCAUCCAUGGACAAAUAACAUGAAUGUGUCCUAACCCCAUAUCACAAAAUGCAUUUUGGACUUCGAAGUAUGAGGUGAGGGGCAGCACACCUUGACUGAAGAUGUCGCUGUGGUUUAAUGUUACUUCUUGGCAAUUCCUGUGAUGAUUUUCUUGAGGGACACCACUUUGUACCAAUGCCUUCCAGUAAGAAUUUCCAGAUGUCCCAACUACAAAAACAAUUCUGUAAUCGCUCAGUGGCAUUAUUGCAGUGCAGCAACAUAAGCUGAGGGGCGGCACUUCCUGCCGAUCUGUGCAUUUCAGGAAGAUCUUCGAGUCAAGAAUGCAUUCUUGAGCACGGAUGCAGGUGCUUUCUUUAGUGGACGGUGCUAGAGCCAAUCCGUAGGCAGUAAAGCAGUCAUUUAGAUGUGUUUGAUGUUGCCUGUAUGUGUUAAAGCUUUUGGUUACAGUACUCAAUUACAAGACAUGUUUUCAAGGUAGCUUGCACACAACAUCAUGGGUGUAGGAAAGAGAUCCCAAGACCCAUGGACGAGAUUCACCAGGUUAGUGAUCCCUUAACUGCGGUCAUGAUGAUUAAGUACAAACCAUCAAUAAGUACUACGGCAUCUUCUAGCCUCCAUUAUUAUCUAGGCAAUGUAAGCUGCCUAUGCAUAUUAAUGAAGACAAGUAACAAAAACAAUUGAAAUAAGCCUGAACUGCUUGUUAGAAAAACUAUUAUGAUGGCAGAAUCUUCAGUAUUUAUAUAUAAGUUGGUUAAGCUAUAAAAUAGUUUAGCUACUUGCUCUUUGAAAACUCACAAUACAAGUCGAAAGAUGCAUACACCACUCCGCCAAGGCCUCAAGGCCCAUACUUUGCAAACUUCAAGGCCCAAACUUCCUUUCAGAAGUAUACUUUGGUUCAUUACAGCACUUGUGCUUCAAUGCAGCGUCAAGUAGUUCACACCUAAGUGCUUAAAAAGGGAUAUCUUCUACAAGUCAUUUUUUUUUAUUAAGAAAAGAUCCCACUGCUAUAAACAUGAAACAUUUUUUUUCUAAUCUGGCACACAUUAGAGCGCUCCAGAUAGUUUACUAUAAUGCUUUUUUCUACGAGCCAGUUUUGGUUUCCAUACUCAAGACGUGAAUGCAUAAUAAUGUUACAAUAUAAACUGGAUUGCACCAUUUCUGCAAUCACUGCAGCUGCCACAUGCGACUACAGCCAGAAUAAACAUGGGCAGCACUAAAUUUUUUUUAGGAACGGUGUUGUCAUAUCUAGCCUUAUUGCCACCAAAUGUCAGCAAAAUUUUGCUGUGUGUCAUGGCACCCCGAUCACAUCGAUGCCAGGUCCAGCAUUUAGAGACCAACCUCGGUAAAUAUACAAUAUUAUUAUGUUUCCCAACUUUCAUACUAGCUCAAUUACAUCCUUUAAAGUGCAAGAUGCAUAUUAUGGAGCUUCUGCAACUUCGAGAAUAAGUGUCAGUAAUCAUUUAACACGUACUAAAGUACACCAUGGCCAAGGUGCAAUUUAUUAUUAGGCACGGUGUGUUAAGGACAUUCUACAUGUCUCUUUAUAUGUAUAUUUGUAUGACAGACUACAGUAUAACGCAACAUAUUUUAAGCAACUCCCUUAGAGCAUCAGUGCGGUGACAUUCAGCAAGUUUCUUGUCAAUACAAAUAGCCAAAAUGUCCCUAAUUUGUACUAGCUUCAGUGAGAGUUUUUCUUCCACACCAGUCUGGCUUUUGUCAGAACUGCACCAGAAGAUCCUUGCCUGCCAAAGAAUCGUGCACUUGUCAUACCAAUCACCUCUAUGUCGCAAAGCCUUAUUUUUUACAGUGAAUAAAAGCUCCAAAUUAUGGGGGAAAAAAAAUAAUAAACAAGUUUCAAACAUUA